AUGAGACUGUCGUUGAAGCUGUGCAUUGCGAGUGUAAUCGUGCUUACACAGCUCGUCUGUGGAGCACUAUGUUGGGGCAGGAAGGGAUACUUUACGAAAGAAACUGCAGCUGCAGUGAAGAAACUUCUGCCUGAAUCUGCCAAAGGAGAUCUAGCAUCGGUUUGCUCAUGGCCUGAUGAAAUUCAACGAUUCUCGCAAUGGCAAUGGACUAAGCCUUUGCACUAUGUUAAUAUAAACUUUGAGUUGUAUAGACGCGACUACAAUUAUAUGCGUGACUGCAAAGACAGUGAAGGCAAUAAGGACAUGUGUGUGACAGGAGCAAUCUACAAUUACACAAACCAGCUUGUGUCUGCUUCUGUCCGCCGUGAGUUACAUUUUUAUUGA
Messenger RNA from Microthlaspi erraticum, 384 nucleotides. The record is from the annotation of a GenBank genome assembly. NCBI's taxonomy places the organism in Eukaryota, Viridiplantae, Streptophyta, Magnoliopsida, Brassicales, Brassicaceae.